GACGAGUCCCAGCGCGCCGCGAGCCGCGACCCGCCCGCCCUGGAAUGCGCGCUCACACGUUGCCGCUGCCGCCCUUCUGGAGCUCGCGGACCCUGCCCUCCACGCGACCCGUUCCUUGAUCGCCGUCCUCACGGCACGGCUGCGCGUCUCGAACGCGACCGGGCGUCUUCCCUUGCGCCGCCACCCCUGUGCGAGGACGACAGUCGACCGGCCUCCGUUGCCUCAAGCAACAUUACCGUCCGUGUCCAAAUAAAACCUGAAGACUCAGCUCUUCCCAAAACUACCUUCGUUGACUCUUUUUUUUCGGAACUAGUGAGUUGUGUAUCGCCUGUUACUCUCUCCCUGAAACUUCUAGCCUGUACCGUGCUCGAUUUACGUCGCUUGUGCUACGUGUGUUGCCGCGGCGUGAUUUCUCGUUGUCCCGCGACUGCGGCGGACGCUACGCUUGGAACAGUGUCCGCAGUGGGAGCUAUGCGCAGCGCCUAGCAGCGCGGCAACCGACACUGCACAGCCGUACCUGCCACGAGCAACGCGACAGCUGCCGGCCGCCGCGAUGAGGAAGGACAUGAAGAAGUCCUCCUACUACGUGUGGUUCCUGGGCGCGCAGGAGGCCAAGGGCCUGCGAGGCCCGGAGUACAUCCUGCCCGCGCUCAGCACUCUCAUCGCCCGCGAGAGGGAAGUGGAGCCCUUCAAGGUGACGCUGCAAGUGAGCCACAAGGGGCUGAAGAUCAUCCAGAACGUGCCGAAGGCGUCGGGCGGCAAGUCGGGGGCGGGCGGCGGGGGCGGUGCCGUCAAGUGGGAGACGGUGAAGCACCUGGUGCCGGCCGAGGCGGUGACGUGCGCGCUGCAGCAGGCCGACGUGGUGGCGGCCAUCCUGCUGCUGGUGAACCCGGCAACGCGCUGCCCGGUGCACGUGCACGCCUACCGCUGCGACAGCGUCGAGACGGCGAGCCUGCUGCGCGCGCAGCUGGCCGCGCUCGCGGAGCGGCCCGACACGCUGCGCCGCAUCGCCGAGCUGGAGGCGCGCCUGCGCUCGCAGGGCCUGCUGCCGCCCGCGCCCGGCGCCGCCGCCGGCGCCGCCCCCGCGCCCGGCCACGCCCACCACGGCCACGCCGGCGGCGGAUCCGACGGUCGCAGCAGCAGCACUCGCGAAUCGGACAGCUCCGGGUCGUCGGGCCAGGGCCAGGACCGCAUAGCGUCGCUGUACGACUCGCUGGCGGCGGAGCUGCGCGCCAAGCUGGGCUCCGGGGGUGGCGCCGGCGGCGGCGUCGGGGGCGGCGGCGCUCCCCGCGCCCCGCUGCUGCUGCCGCCGCGAGACUACGACACGGUACACCGCGCGCGCGGCAACAUGGCCGCCGUCGACCUGCGCCGCUCCGCCGCCGCCUCCGCCGCGACGCCGGGCAAGGACGCCACGGCCACGGGGGCGGCGUCGGCCGAUGCCGGGGGCGGCUCCUCGGGUCCCAGCAGCGGCAUCGGCUCCGACCACGCGCCCUCACCGGACCGGCAGUCCGAUCCCCGAUUCCUGGACAACGGCGACAGCUCCGACGAGGACUGGAACGACCAGCCGAGCGAGGACUCGCUGCUGGUGGCGGGCGGCUGGGACCUGUCGCUGCCGCGCGCGCGCCGCCACGCCGCC
Messenger RNA from Schistocerca americana (American grasshopper), 1636 nucleotides. Its product is annotated as zinc finger protein 503-like. The transcript has 5 exons. Lineage: Eukaryota; Metazoa; Arthropoda; Insecta; Orthoptera; Acrididae. The annotation marks the transcript as partial. The record is from RefSeq and is a predicted model, not a curated record.